This is a messenger RNA of Protopolystoma xenopodis, 396 nucleotides long. NCBI's taxonomy places the organism in Eukaryota, Metazoa, Platyhelminthes, Monogenea, Polystomatidea, Polystomatidae. The record is from the annotation of a GenBank genome assembly.
AUGGGCAUAGACUACGACGACAGCUACCACGAAGACUCGUUUGGAGUCGGUGCUGACGGACGUGUUGGUGCUGCGGGACAGAGCUCGUCGCUGGGGCGAGCUCAGGCCGUGGCUACGACCGGUCGGACUAACUGGCCCGAGUUGCUACUGGCCAUGGCGUACAAUGCAAUAACGGGGCGCCUCGAGGUCGAGGUGGUGCAGGCCAGUCAGUUGCGGAUUCCUGGCAGCGUCAACAAGCCGCCGGGUGAGUUGGUACCGGUUGCGUCACUCUUUCACACGUCGCCAGUUGAGCUCACUUUGGCUGCGAGCAAAAGUCUGUCUGAAGACGAGGUUGGCGGAGAUGGCAGCUUCCUUAUGAUUUGCUCUCGUUUGUCGUUACGGAAACAACCUUGUUGA